Molecule: messenger RNA, 2523 nt
Organism: Mizuhopecten yessoensis (Yesso scallop)
Lineage: Eukaryota; Metazoa; Mollusca; Bivalvia; Pectinida; Pectinidae
Exons: 2
Coding region: 71-1705 (544 amino acids)
Biological process (GO): proton transmembrane transport
Cellular component (GO): membrane
Molecular function (GO): proton channel activity
Source: RefSeq, a predicted model, not a curated record
ACCGUGGUCCCUGUAAAUACAUGUUUGUUCUUCCGCGUUGUGUCAGUCUGUUAGGCUGUGUAUUACUGAUAUGACUGGGGACAAUCGCCGACACUUGUCAUAUACCAACACGUUCACACUUAACUACAGAUUUUCUCCGAUGGAUUCCUGGUGUGGCAAGCUGUUGACGUCCAUACUGCUUCUGCCAUUCAUAGCUGGUAAUUACCGUAGACGGCAGAAUGGAUCCGGGUAUUAUGACUGUAUUAUCUCGUCCCGAGUUCUGUUCCUGGUCGUACUUUCAAUAGUGAUAGUGUUUACCGCAAGCAAAAAAAUACCAUCACAUUCUGAAAUUCGUCUUGGAUUUGUUCUGAUUCUUCUGUCCUUACUUAUGAUCUUCGCAGUGAUUGGCUUCUGUGUUCAAGGAUACUUGGUGCAUAAACAUGGUCUCCAAUACAUUGUCGCUGCAAGACGGAACGCAAGUACCCCGAAACUGCAGGUGGUAUUCCUGUGGCUGUUUGGCUUAGCGUCGGCAUUCUAUUGUGCUUUCUUCGUCAGCAAGCAAAUUGAGUGUUCAAAAAACACAGCUGGUGGAUAUCUUUGGAACAUUUUAUUUUAUUUCAAUAUCAUAUUGCUCCUAUGCCUAUUUUCACAAAUGUUUGUCAUUACGUACUUUUCGCCAUAUGAACUGAAACAGACUCAUUUAGUUAAUUAUUCAAUGUCUUUGCUGUUAGUUGCGAAUGUAUGCAUGUUUGUGUAUGUGACACUAGUUGGUGAAACAAUUUUGUUUGUCAUUGAUAGGAACCCAGACUCCGAUAUAGCCAACUGCUUGGAAAACAACAGCACUAUUUCUGUUUUACUAGAAAAAUCAAAUCCUAUUCUCAAACCAAAUUUUACAGAAUUUUGUCUUUUGUCUUGUACAAUUCUUCUGGAAAUAUGGUCGCCUAUGAAAGAAGUGCAGCUUCUUGACGAGGAAACGUCGUACUUGGAAAUAGGUGGCAUAGAGCACACAGAGCGGUUACCUCUUCUAUCAAAUUUCACAGCGAGUGAACAUCGCCGUUCUGGAAAUGAAGGGAAGCGAACGGCAUGUCAGUUGAUAACACUAGUGUUUAGCAUAACAGCUGGACUUGGUCUUAUUGUUUGUUAUGUUGUCAUGGCAAUGGAUAUAGGAAACAUAGACUAUAUGCGAAACGUCGCUGAAAUAUAUGAACUAGCACUAAAAGUUAUAAUAGUGCUUGCAGUCUUUAUUGGCUUCUUCUGUUUGGUUAGUUACUGCACUCCUGACACUUCACCAGAAGAUUUAAAACCUUCGGAAUACGUGUAUUUGCUGUCCGCAUUCGGUUUGUUCAUGAUGCACAUCUGUGAAGGGAUAGGUGGUGACAUGUCGUUCAAUAAUGCGUUCAUGGCCACCAGUAUCUUAAGCAUAGUCCAAAACUAUCUUCAAGUUGUGUUUCUGUUGCACGCUAACCGAUGUAAGAAAUCCGACCCUCGAUUAAAGAUCCAUUUGCUUGAAUCGAUUCUGAUAUUUAUCAUGAUAUGCAACUUUAUCUUCUGGUUCAACAAUAGUUUUCUUUUAUCUGAAUUUUCGAUUACACGGAUGCUGGAACAUGACAAUUUUCCUACAGAAUUAUCGAGCGUUGUGUACAACGUUUUGCUACCAGUGUCCGUCUUCUUUAGAUUUACGUCGUUUUUGGAAUAUUACGCAACCUUUGAGAAAUAUAACAAAUAAACACACAAGUUUAUGAAAAAAUGAAACAAAUACGUAAAUGCAAAGAUGUGAUUGGAUAGAAAAAAUAGAUCUAGGUUCCGGUUAUAGUUCUAAUAUGAUGAUGUUAUUUGAUCAGUGUAUUAGUGGUACAUCCUAUUGAUAUAUCACGUGUGGGACAGGAAUGUAGGUUUAUCCGUGAGAUGAUGACGAUUCCUGAUGCUUGGCCUCAAACUGUUCGGAUAACUUAACUUUGUGCCAUGAUUUUAAUUGGACACGAUUUAUCCAGUCUUCGACAGUGUAUUUUUGGCAGACAUCAAAUAUUUUAUAAUGUAUUAAUAUAUUAUUAUUAUUAUUAUGCAGGAAUCAAAUAAAUUGUAUUGCCAUAUCUUACUCAAUAACUUUUCCCCCAACGGUGUGGAAUGCUGUGCUGGUUGUGGUAUUUUAGCGAGGUAGCACUCUAAAGUCGUCAUCAGAUCCGCAAAACAAAAGUAGGUAAAUACACUAACUUACUUUGUCUCCGGCACAUAUACACAACACGCCUCCUUAAAUUACCUUAGUUUUGAUAGGACCCUAUACAACCAACCAACCAACCUAAACGGUAUGAAGAAACUGUGUAUUACAUUUAUAGUGUGAAUGAAUAGUGAAUGCAUAUUCUUUCAUUGGUAGACAUGAAGUGAAAUGCGCAACUUUUUGUUAUUAUAUUAUAUUACUGAGAAAGUUUUCGGUAUUUUCACAAGAUAAUAAUUGUAUAAUUACAGUGAAGUUUGUUAUUGUCACAUUUAAUACGGUAUACUGAGGUGACUGUAUCAUAUUUAUUUGCAUAAUAAACUUUUUCUAUA